Molecule: messenger RNA, 2347 nt
Organism: Tuber melanosporum (Perigord truffle)
Lineage: Eukaryota; Fungi; Ascomycota; Pezizomycetes; Pezizales; Tuberaceae
Exons: 3
Coding region: 1-2169 (722 amino acids)
Molecular function (GO): lipid binding
Source: RefSeq, a predicted model, not a curated record
AUGCUCUGGUUCCGCUCUUCUCCCCCCAGCGACCGCGACGCGGACACGCGCCCCCUCUUGGCAGAUUACGAUGCCGUGACGACCCUCCAAUGCAAAGCUGCAGCGAAGCUGCACACGUACCAGAUGCUCCGCGCCGUAUCUAAGGGUUACUAUCCUAGCACUGAGCAGCUGGUAGUCCACUUGAGGACCCUCCUGUCCGCGGAUGUGCUGCGCCCGGCGAACGCGCAGUUGAGCGCUGACGGGCGUAGGCUCGUGCGACAUAUGCGGAGGUUGAUUGAAGAGUUCAUAGAGUUUCUCAGGGAUAAGAAUUCGGAGGACCAAAUUCAGGAGUUUUUGUGGUGCGUUACGAGGGCUCGGGUUGAGCUUGAUGUUGGUGAUAUAAUGCAGAUGGCUGGGAGGGCAAGGGGAGGUGCUAAUGUUGGUGUUGCUUAUGGCUCACUGCAUACCGUUUUCGACUUACUCCUGGCGAAUAGUGACUUCCGGAAGUUGCUGGCAGACUUAACGACCAUCACUCGACAGGUUUUCGCUGACACGGCUGCUACGUCCGUGCACGUUGUCCAGACGGUAGCAGAGACGGUAGAACCGAGCGACGCGGAGCUUGUUGCAAUUAGUUCCAAGGCACCAGCAUCCGAAAAUGAGGACUUUGGGGAAGUUCCUGCAAAAGAGGUUGGCGAAGUCAUUGCCGAAGGCGCUGUUGAGACCGCUACCCAAGCGGUCGCCAGUGCUGACCGGGAAUUGAACAAGGCCGGAAGAAAAGAUGCCCUGGUGGAAAGGAUGAAAAUGGUGGUUAUGAGACUUCGUCAGAAUAUGGAUUAUACGCAAUCCGUGUCGCUUCUGUCGGUACUUUUGAAGAGGUAUGCAAGGACUUACUCGAGGGCUUUGGAUGUUGCGACCACCGCAGUCGUGGAGGAUAUCGAACCGAAUCCAGCGCUGGACGGGGCUAUAAAAUCCUUCUGGUCCUUUGUCAAGUCUUUUGGAGACAGAUUCGAAAACGCCAUGGAGGACGUCGGAAACUCUGUUCAAGCACUGCUCACAGACCCAGACUUCAUCGUCUGCGCCGACGAAAAGAUUGCCGCCAUCCGCGAGAGGGUCCGGGGAAUCGGCACUAAAGGCACACUCCGAGGCGAUAUCGAUGACGCCUUCGGUCAGGCGCAGCGAGUCUUCACCUCAACCCUCAACGACAAGGACAUCUCCAACCUCCUCCGCACCUCGGCCACGAUCGCAAACACCCUAUUCCCCUCCGCAACCCACCCCACAAACCCGGAGCUAAUAACUGACUUCUUUAACGUCUUCCUCCCCCUUGCCAUCCAAUCAAUCCAAUACAUCCCGAUCCCCCGCCUAACCAUCUCAACCCCAUCUAUAGACCUCCUGCUAGAAAACCUAAUCUUAGAACCGGGAGAGACAAUAAACGACUCCUCCUUCCUCCCCUUCCGCAUGCGCAUAGAAACCCAAAACGCCCUGGAAAUUCGUAAGGGUCGUUGCAGAGCCUGUUCGUCAAUAACCUCCCUUGCGACGAUAAAGCUCGAUGGGAUAUCUCUCCGCGCGGAGGACGUAGGAUACUGGCUUCGUGCACACCACGGCUCGAUCAUACCGGGAUUCACAGACGCGGGCCUAGCCAGCUUCUCGAUCGACAAACGAGGGAUAGACCUCCACCUCGAUGUGGAGAUCGCCAAAGACCGCAUAUCAAGCAUCCUCUCGCUCCGUGGUGUGCACGUCCAAAUACACAACCUGAACUACACCCUCCGACAAUCACGGUUCUCAUUCCUGUCCUGGCUCUUCAAGCCUCUCUUGAGGCGCCUCGUGCGGAGAGCGCUUGAGCGCGCGAUUGCAGAGAAUGUUAAAGCUGCGCUCGAAUUUGCGGAUCGGGAGAUAUUGUUUGCGAGGGAGAGGUUGAGGGCUACGAGGAUUGCCCAGCCGAGGGAUCUGGCGACUUUUGUUAGGGCAGUUAUGGCUAGGUUGCGCCCGGAGCCGGAUCCCGAUGUUGAGGUUGGUAUUGGAGUGUUACCGGGGAGGGGUGAGAAGAAGGUUUUCCAGGGUAGGAGGACCCCAGGCAGUCUUGUCCAUCUCUGGGAGGAAGAGGGGGAGAGGGCGGGGGAGAUUGUGGAUGAAGGGGCGGUUGGGGGGUGGAGGAAUGAGGUUUUUGACCUGCAUGUUAGGAGUUUGGAGUGAUGAGUUUUAUGGAUGUGACAUAUGCUGGGUUGGGUCUCGUUUCAUGCCAUUGCGGGUGGUGUGAUAUCGUUCUGUUUUUUUAUCGUAGCCAGCAUUCGUGGUUUUAGCUCCAGUGUUUAAUAUUUUCCAUUUUCUCCGUGCGUGAUAUGAUACAAGAGUAAUAAAAGCGUAUCAUGGA